AUGACUCUCGUUAUGCCCCGUGGACCGAAAAUGAUUGAGGCCAUCUGCCCUGGUUGCUUCAAGUCAUUCACCAAAAUAGGCAGUAUGCACCGGCACAUAUACGAAGACCGUUGCCGCAGUCCUGUACCACGAUUCGUCAAGAAAAUCAAAGCCGAACACGGUGCCCGCGUUGCCGCUGCUGCCGCCCGUUCCGCUGCCCGUGCUGCCGCGCGAGGCGCAUCGGCCGCAACCCCGGACCCGGUCGACCCACGCCGGCCCGAGCAGAGCAGCAGCCCGUCGGACCAGGGUGAUAGCCAGCAAGAGAUAGACCAGCUUCAGCAAUCAUUUAAGGUCGAAGAUGGAACGGGUUUUGCCCAAAUGAGUGGAUUUGAACAGGUAUGCCUGUCCAUUGUGACCAAGCCCCACGACCCGCUGUACUAA
Colletotrichum karsti is the source of this 420-nucleotide messenger RNA. RefSeq lists its product as uncharacterized. Lineage: Eukaryota; Fungi; Ascomycota; Sordariomycetes; Glomerellales; Glomerellaceae. The transcript is spliced from 2 exons. Bases 1 to 420 code for a protein of 139 amino acids. The record is from RefSeq and is a predicted model, not a curated record.